AUGGACCAUCAUCCCCUCCCCCACAGACCGGAAUCCCCAAGCUGGUCAACCGUGGGAACGUUGGGUCCUCUAGAUACAAGCACCCGUCGCAUAUCCAAUCCCGGAUUUGUCAACGCUUUCCAAACAUACCGUCAAUCAGGAUCCCGAGCCGCUUCGACGACCAGUGCUGAGACUCUGGCAGAUCAAGCGGCAGCAACGAAUCCUCCCCGGAAUAAGACCAAUGAUCGUGUUAGAAAGACGAAGCCUCGUGAGAAGAAAGACAAAUCAGCCACAAAAGAUAGUCCUCGAUUAUUCUGCUGCAGAUUUUGUUGCGAUCGAUUCAAGAGCAAAUAUGACUGGAUGCGACACGAGAAGUCGCUUCCCUUAAACCUCGUAACCUGGGUAUGCAUGCCAUUUGGUGGAGCAGUGGUGUUGCCAUCAACAGGCCGAGUACACUGUGUCUAUUGUAGCAUGUUGGAUCCCACGGCUGAGCAUCUCACACAACACAAUCAUGGGGCUUGUGACGGCCAACAACGCAAGUUUCGACGCAAGGACCACGUGGUUCAACAUCUACGCCUUGUUCAUCGCAUCGAUACGCUCCCGAUCAUCAGUGAAUGGAAAGUAGAAGCCACCAACUUCACUUCUCGCUGUGGUUUCUGUGCUCGCCAGAUGACGACGUGGUCUCAAAGAUGCGACCAUUUAGCAUUGAAUUUUCGCAAUGGCUCGACAAUGGCUGACUGGCAAGGUGAUCAUGGAUUCCCCGAAUCGAUUGCAGCCCAAAUUACCCAUGCCGUGCCUCCCUAUUUGAUUGACCUCGAGUCACGAACCAUGGUGCCCUUCUCCGCUACUAAUAGUCAUGCUAAGGAUCAUUUCUCUCAGAUGUUGUCACGGGCUGCCUUUCAGAGUGACACCAAUGUUGGCGGUGGUGACUCUGGUUUUAAUUCGUAUACGCAAGCUCUGACGCGGCACUUGAGCCACUAUACAGAAAAACAGACACGCCUCAGUAUUGUUCCUACUGAUGAAAUAUUCUAA
Aspergillus pseudotamarii is the source of this 1011-nucleotide messenger RNA. RefSeq lists its product as uncharacterized. The transcript has 4 exons. Lineage: Eukaryota; Fungi; Ascomycota; Eurotiomycetes; Eurotiales; Aspergillaceae. Bases 1 to 1011 code for a protein of 336 amino acids. The record is from RefSeq and is a predicted model, not a curated record.